Molecule: messenger RNA, 2338 nt
Organism: Epinephelus lanceolatus (giant grouper)
Lineage: Eukaryota; Metazoa; Chordata; Actinopteri; Perciformes; Serranidae
Source: RefSeq, a predicted model, not a curated record
AGCUCUAUGGGUCUGUCCUCUCUGGGCCGGUUGGUGACUCUGUACCUGGAGGAGAACCACAUUGAGGAGUUGGAGGACUUCAGUCUGAGGAACCUGUCCAGUCUGGAGGAGCUCUACAUCAACCACAACCACAUCUCCUCCAUCGGACCCAAAGCCUUCGCUGGACUCGCCAACCUGCUGCGGCUCCACCUGAACUCCAAUCGACUGGUGGCCAUUGACAGUCGCUGGUUCGAGUCCCUGCCGUCCCUGGAGAUCUUGAUGAUCGGCGAGAACCCGAUCCUGGGUCUGGAGGAGAAGAACUUCCUGCCGCUGUCCCGCCUCCACAGCCUGGUGCUGGCUGGGAUGGGUCUGGUCUCCGUCCCCGCCGCCGCCUUCCUGGGCCUCGACUACCUGGAGAGCCUCUCCUUCUACGACAACAGGCUCAGGUCGGUUCCUCGGGACGCUCUGAGCAUGCUCCCUAACCUCAAGUUCCUGGACCUGAACAGGAACCCGAUCAGCCGAGUCCAGCAGGGAGACUUCCAGAACCUUCAGCACCUGGAGGAGCUCAGUCUGAACAACAUGGAGGAGCUGCUGAUGGUGGAGCGAGCUGCUUUCCAGAACCUUCCAGAAAUCGCCAAACUGGAGCUCUGCAGCAACCCACAGCUGUCCUACAUCGACCCGCAGGCCUUCAGUGAGCUCUCCUCCCUGCGGACGCUCCUCCUCCACAGUAACCAGCUGAGCCUCCUCUCUGGAGACAUCCUGUCCUCCCUGCCGUCCCUGGAGGAGGUGUCUCUCCACUCGAACCCUCUGCGCUGUGACUGUCUCUCCUCCUGGGGGCCUCACCUCGGCAACCAGUCGCACCUCAAGAUGCUGGAGUCCUCCAUCACGCUCUGCUCCUCCCCGCCUCACCUGGUUGGUCGAGAGCUGCAGGAGGUGGUGGGGGUUGGAUGGGGCGGAGGCGGAGCUAACAGCUGCCUGCCUCACAUCUCUCCUCACGCCUUCCCUUCCACCAUGAACGUCAGCGCCGGGCAGCCAAUCACACUGGAGUGCUGGGCAGACGCUGACCCCGCCCCCCAGUUCUACUGGGUGACGCCCACUGGAGACAAGGUGAGCUCUGAGGCCAUGGCUGCACCAAUCAUAUCAGAGGAGGGGCGUGGCCUGAGCAGGAAGAAGAAGAAGCAUCGAAUGUCAGAGCCUGGAGCGUUGGUGAUCGAACACGCCGAGCCGUCAGACACAGGUGUGUACACCUGUGUGGCGUGGAACACGGAGGGCGCAGACACGAAGAGCGUCUCAGUGUUCGUGGACUAUCAGGGGUCAGUGGGCUUGUGGUUGGGCGGGGGGACGAGGUGGGGUGGUGAGCCCGGCAGAGAGCAGCCCUGGCUGGGGAACUCGUCCAGCGCUGCAGCCUCUCUGGUGGUGCUGGCGAAGGUGGUGCACGCCCAGUCGGUGGUGCUGGAGUGGAAGUUGUAUCCCAGCGGAGAAGCUUCGUCUGCAGGAGAGAACCAACAGGACGCCCCCCUCCCUCUGACCCGGUGGAGCAGCGCCACCGUGCACAUCGACAACCCUCAGAUCAGCUACACUGCCAAGGUCCCAGUGGACGUUCAGGAGUAUAACCUGACUCACCUCCUUCCUGCCACUGAGUACCACGUCUGCCUCACCGUCUACUCCUCCUCCCCCUUACCCUCCUAUUCCUCCCCCAGCUCCUCCCCCACUCCCAUCACUCCCUCCUCUCCCUCCUCCCCUUCCUCCCCCAUCCACACUUCCUGUCUGAACGUCACCACUAAGGAGGCGGGUUUCUCGGUGGAGUUGGUGGCGUCCCGGCGCAGCAGCGUGGCGUUGGCGGCGGUGAUGGGCUCCAUGUUUGCUCUGUCCAUCAUGGCGCUGCUAGUGGUGUACAUGGGCCGCCGCGUGCAGCAGCACAAGUCCUGCGGACACUCGCUGAAGAAGUACAUGCAGCACGCCACCUCCAUCCCCCUGAACGAGCUGUACCCGCCACUCAUCACGCUGUGGGAGAGCGAGGCCGAGAAGGACAAGGAGGACAAGGAGCAGGAGGAGAGGGAGGCGGGGGAGAGGGGGGAGGAGGCAGGGGGAAGUCAGAUCGACACCACAAAGACUUACAUGUGGUAGCUGGAGGAGGAGGAGGAGGAGGGAGGGGGCGGAGUUUAACUGACAGAGAGACGGACACUCGAGGGUUAACGGAGGAAAGAAGAGGAGCGGGAUGAAGGUUAGCAGAAGACAAGGAGAGGUCACAUGACUCAGAGAGGAGCCUGACAGACAAACAGAGGGGAACAAACGUCCACGCUGUCGAUAACAGCGAGAGGUCACAUGAUCGUCAGGUGGAUAAAAACUGUUAAAGGAA